AUGCUGAUGACUUCAGCUCCAUGGGAUAUAUCACUGAAAAAUUGAAAUCCAGCAUCUGCGAAGGUUGGACCAACUGGAAGGUGAACACUGAAAUAUCUAAUGAAGAAUUAACUUCUGAGUUCAAAGAAAAUAGUGAAAUCACAGUCUCCUGCUCCAUGUCUGCCAUAAAAUUCACUACACAAGCAGAAGAAAUAUCUGAGGAGCAGUGCCAGUGUAAGAAUAUACUGGAUUCUCAGAACAAUGCAAAUGAAGAACUCAAGCGGCUAAGUCAUCAAUUAGAGCAAAUCACAAGGCGAAUGGAGAUGUUGGAGAACCGUGUCGGACAACGAUAA
This is a messenger RNA of Staurois parvus, 332 nucleotides long. NCBI's taxonomy places the organism in Eukaryota, Metazoa, Chordata, Amphibia, Anura, Ranidae. The record is from the annotation of a GenBank genome assembly.